Emericellopsis atlantica is the source of this 858-nucleotide messenger RNA. RefSeq lists its product as uncharacterized. The coding region runs from base 1 to 858 and encodes 285 amino acids. The record is from RefSeq and is a predicted model, not a curated record. The transcript has a single exon. Lineage: Eukaryota; Fungi; Ascomycota; Sordariomycetes; Hypocreales; Bionectriaceae.
AUGGCUGCCGAAUCGAGCCAAUCCCUACGACCAACGCGCAGGCCAUCAAUCUCCUUUGGUCCUCCACGCUUCGGAUCCAGCACCGAAACGCUUGAGCUGCCUUCGCCCACUUCAGUCGAAGAAGGCACACCUGUCAGCCGGUCAUUCAGUCGCGUCUCCAACCGUCUUCGUCGAAGUCUCUCCAGUCGUCUGCCCAGCCUUCGCGAGCGCAGCCAUGAGACAGACCGGGAGAACUGCUCGAGCCCUGUGGAGUCCAUCAACCCUAUCACACCCGAGUACCUUGCCUACCUGGCUCAUUGCUCCAAGAGCGACCCCGUCGACACCGUUGAGGAGUGCCCUCUCGAGGUGCAACGGCGCUGUGGGAGGCAGCUGAGAUACCAGGAGAAUGGCAACCUGACCAUGGACAUGGUCACGCCUUCUGGCUCGUCAGCUCACAGCUAUCUUGAAAGACAAGAUGCUUCAACACAAGAGGCGUGCACAGUCGAUCAAGCACAUGGGCCAGUUGAAGGUGACAAUGCGAGCUUCACGUCCUCUGUCUACGAUCAAGACGACUCGUCACAAGAAGGCAUCGACGCGCCGGUAACGCCCCCCAUCGGGACUGUCUUUGAAAGCGAAGAUCUCAGCAAAUACAGUCGUGGAAACGACAAUCUGGACAACCUCAUGUCCGACUAUGCAUCGCGCAAUGAGAGCGUCGACGAGGUCGUUCACCCGGCGGCCGCUGAUGCGGAGCUUGCCGAUCAGGGUUGGCACAGCUUUGUUGUCCCCAUGACAGCCAUGCCGACAACACCUAACAAGGUGCCAACACCUUCACCAGAAUCGAUCGAAGUUUGGAAACGCAGUGUGCGGCAGGGAAGCUAG